Messenger RNA from Episyrphus balteatus (marmalade hoverfly), 635 nucleotides. RefSeq names its product dynein light chain Tctex-type 4. The record is from RefSeq and is a predicted model, not a curated record. Bases 111 to 569 code for a protein of 152 amino acids. Lineage: Eukaryota; Metazoa; Arthropoda; Insecta; Diptera; Syrphidae. Gene Ontology annotation, biological process: microtubule-based movement. The transcript has 4 exons. Gene Ontology annotation, cellular component: cytoplasm; cytoplasmic dynein complex. Gene Ontology annotation, molecular function: dynein intermediate chain binding.
UUUUUUAUUUUAUCAGUAGGUAGAAAAAAAAGUUGACAUAGCGAAAUAUUUUUGUAUGUUUUUUAUAAACAUUAAUUGAUUGCUAAAAAUAUCUAUCAAAGGAUUAAAACAUGGCAGGAGAUUAUGGUACAAAAGAGAAUGGCAGAUCCUCACGAUCCACUUCUCAUAGAAUGAGCCUGUUUCUUGGUGGUGGAACACCAAAGCCAGCAGUACCACGGUAUAUGCCAACAUACAGACUUGAAGCUCAUAACCCUUUGAAUCGGGAACAGUGUGAGAAUAUUAUGAAAGCUGUUAUGGACAAAGCCUUUGAGGAUUUCAUUUAUAGUUCAAAGCAAGCCCAGGAUUUGUGUCAGCACAUAAGUGAGGAAAUCAAAACUCGUGUGAAAGAAAAAAACUACGAUAGAUAUCGUCUUAUUUGUGUUGUUACUAUUGGCGAAAAGUGCAUGCAAGGUUUUAAAUCGGUUGUGACAUUUUUAUGGGAUGCCGAAAAAGAUGGAUACAUUAAGUAUGCGUAUGAUACACCAGACUUUUUUGCCAAUGCAACUCUUUAUUAUUUAUAUUAUGACUAAAUCUGUUUUCAAUUGAAUUGUUAUUAAAUAUCUUUGCAUAAGUUGUUAAGAUAAUAUAUGCUGAUG